UCGUUCAAAAAUUUCCAAGCCAACCUCAACCCGUGGCUAAUAUGCCGGGAAUCUUCUUGCAAAAUUGUACCUCAAUGUUCAUGCUCAUGCUGUGCUGCAGGUGCUUAUAAAUUGACCCAUUAAUUAGCUCAACCCCCCCAGCCGGCCGACCGACAGACCAACCAACCCAACACCUCUUCUUCCGAAAAGCUCUAAAUUUUACAGUACUACAGCAUCUGACAACAAUGGCAACAGCUAGAUUAAUGUUUCGUACGGCUAGGCCACCUUUGACUUUUGGUCUUCCUUCUUCUUCUUCCUCCUCUGCGUCGGCUUCUUUAUCCGGGACUACGGUCAGGUGUGUAAGCAAGGCGGGGUUUAUUGAAGCUGAUAAUCGGAAGAGUGUCUCCGGGGAUGGCGAGAGGAAACCAGUCGCGGCUGUGAAGGCCUCGGCGGCUCCUUCGGAGCCCAUCCUUAGCUCAGAACUUCGAGUCGGCCGGGGAAUAUUAUUGUCAGAUCUGGCUUCUCUUGUGGCAAAUGUUAUCAAGGCUGCCAUGUCUACGUUGAGAUCAAUGGCUGUGAAACAGAGGCGACGAUUGAGAUUAUACGUCCAACUGUUCAUUGAAAGGGCUAUAAUUGAUUGUCGAUUCUUUACACUAUUUGCUGUCGUGGGAUCUUUGUUCGGUUCGGUGUUGUGUUUCCUUGAGGGUUGCUUUACCAUAUUAAAGUCAUAUUUACGGUAUUUCCACUCGUUCUCAGACAAAUCCAAUCAAGAACAUGUCAUGCAGCUUCUUAUUCAAGCCAUAGACAUGUUCCUGGUAGGAACUGCCAUGCUAAUGUUCGGGAUGGGUUUGUACGUGAUAUUUGUUGGGAAAAAGACAAUGACAGGAAAAGGGCCACGGCUUUCCGGAUCAAACUUGUUUGGUCUCUUCUAUAUGAAGACACUUCCGGCGUGGGUUGAGAUUGAGAUGCAAUCAGUUUCACAAGCCAAAUCGAAAAUAGGGCAUGCAGUGAUGAUGAUACUUCAGGCGGGAGUUCUGGAGAAGUUAAAGAAUAUACCUUUGGUUUCUGGGGUGGAUCUUGCCUGUUUUGCCGGAGCUGUGCUGAUUUCCUCGGCUAGUAUCUUUCUUCUCUCAAGACUUUCUGCCGGAUCAGAUACCAUUGAAGAUUGCAUUGGUAGCUAACCUGGGGGCCAGUCGGGAUGUACGUUCAUGUAUUUCCAAUUAUCACAGGCCUCAAGAAGAUUUUGUUCAUUAGUUCAUCAAAUAUAUAUUCUUUCAUUUGGAAUAUAUUUACAGAGGAAGAAGAAGAAUGAAGAAGAGUCUUCAAUUAAAUCCUUUAUACCAAAUUUUAGUAGUGAGGUGAAAAAAUAGUGAAAAAGUAAUGAUAAAAUAUUAAAUAAUAAUAAAUAGUAAUACAAAAUAAUAAAAAUAGAUGAAAAAUAAUGACAAAAUAAUUAAUAAUAAUAAAAUAUUUUCUGAAUACUUCGCUACCCAAACCAGUCCUUUGGUUUGAAGUUUUUCUCAUCCUAUUAAUGUCUAAUUAUUUCGAACAUGCAUGUAUUUGAUAUUGUAUUUAGCAUAAAGGCAAUGCCAUGCGAGUAAUGCAAUGGCAUUUUAUUGUACUAUUUCUUUCCCUGGGAAAGAAUUAUAAAUAAAAGAAGUGUUU
Messenger RNA from Carya illinoinensis, 1644 nucleotides. RefSeq lists its product as uncharacterized. Bases 225 to 1160 code for a protein of 311 amino acids. The record is from RefSeq and is a predicted model, not a curated record. NCBI's taxonomy places the organism in Eukaryota, Viridiplantae, Streptophyta, Magnoliopsida, Fagales, Juglandaceae. The transcript is spliced from 5 exons.